AUGCCAGGAAGAGUUCGCAAGCGGUCCCCCCUCAAGCCACCGGAGCGGCCAUAUAUCGCCCUUGGUCUGGAGGGCUCCGCGAACAAGCUGGGCGCAGGGAUCAUCAGACACGACCCCGACGGCUCAACGAUUGUGAUGUCUAACGUCAGACACACCUACAUAACACCCCCGGGCGAAGGUUUCCUCCCGCGAGAUACAGCGCAGCACCACCGGGACUGGGCCUUGACCGUAAUCAACGAUGCGCUCAAGAAAGCGGCGACAUCCUUGCAUGAUAUCGACUGCAUUUGUUAUACCAAGGGCCCGGGAAUGGGCGCACCUCUCACAUCUGUCGCGUUAGUGGCGCGGACACUCUCCCUAUUGUAUAGCAAGCCGCUCGUUGGUGUCAACCACUGUGUGGGCGUGCACAUAGAAAUGGGCCGCCAGAUCACCGGCGCGCAAAACCCAGUGGUGCUGUACGUGUCCGGGGGGAAUACGCAGGUGAUUGCAUAUCGCAGCAGUGCUAUCGGAUCUUUGGCGAAACGCUCGACAUCGCCGUGGGCAAUUGCUGGAUCGCUUUGCGCGGUCAUCAAUCUGAGUAAUGACCCGAGCCCGGGAUACAACAUCGAGCAGGAGGCCAAAAAGGGAAAGCGUCUGCUGCCACUGCCAUACGCAACGAAAGGAAUGGACGUGAGUUUAUCGGGCAUCCUUACGUCGACAGAGGCGUAUACUCUGGAUAAACGCUUCCGAUCCAACGGCCCCUCUGAGGGUGACAGCGAAGACAUCAUAACGCCUCAAGAUCUCUGUUUUUCUCUGCAAGAGACUGUUUUCGCCAUGCUGGUUGAGAUCACCGAGCGCGCGAUGGCCCACAUCGGCAGCAAGGAAGUUCUUAUUGUGGGCGGUGUUGGGUGUAAUGAGCGGCUGCAGGAGAUGAUGGGCGUCAUGUCGAAGGAGCGCGGUGGACAAGUCUUCGCCACAGAUGAGCGGUUCUGCAUCGAUAAUGGCAUUAUGAUCGCUCAGGCUGGUCUGCUCAGCUACCGCAUGGGCUUCCAGACACCACUUAGUAAGAGCACAUGCACGCAGAGAUUCCGCACGGACGAGGUGCAUGUAGCAUGGCGGGCGUAA
This is a messenger RNA of Fomitopsis serialis, 1101 nucleotides long. RefSeq names its product peptidase M22 glycoprotease. Gene Ontology annotation, biological process: tRNA threonylcarbamoyladenosine modification. The record is from RefSeq and is a predicted model, not a curated record. Gene Ontology annotation, cellular component: cytoplasm; EKC/KEOPS complex. Bases 1 to 1101 code for a protein of 366 amino acids. Lineage: Eukaryota; Fungi; Basidiomycota; Agaricomycetes; Polyporales; Fomitopsidaceae. The transcript is spliced from 8 exons.